This is a messenger RNA of Ceraceosorus bombacis, 1040 nucleotides long. The record is from the annotation of a GenBank genome assembly. NCBI's taxonomy places the organism in Eukaryota, Fungi, Basidiomycota, Exobasidiomycetes, Ceraceosorales, Ceraceosoraceae.
AUGUCCUCAGGCAACAAGGGAGCCACCGGCGGCACUGGUGAGUAGCGGUAGCCUGUGGAUGCGGCAUCAUUGGUCAAUGCGUGCUGCGAGUGCGAAGCGCAGAAAGUGCGAAUCGCGAUGGGAGGGCAUGAGGUGUCAUACAGUGGGAGAGCUUGAAUCAUCAAUGGCAGCUAAUGUUCGAGGGUCAAGUUUGUAGUACGCUGCUCCGCGCUAGACGUCGCUGUCGUCUGUCAAGCGAAGGAGGGAGACCAGCCCGGCGACGGGUUUGGCUGGGCCGGGAAAACGCAGCGAAGUUGACAGGCCGGAUGAGGUGGACUGCGGGGAUGCGCAUGGGCACAGACAAGACAACUAGCGACUUGACAGCUGACCAAGCUCAUUCUUCAUUCUCAUUAGCCGUCGGCAAGGCAAAGGCAAAGCCAGCCGCACUCAAGGCCGCUGCAGCCAAGAAGGCCGCUCUGCACGGUGUCUCUGGCAACAAGAUCCGCAAGGUCAGGACCUCCGUCACCUUCCACCGACCUAAGACCCUCCGCUUGGCUCGUAAGCCCAAGUACUUGAGGAAGAGCGUUCCUCACCUCCCUCGCAUGGAUGCGCACACCACUGUGCUCUUCCCUCUGAACACUGAGAGUGCUAUGAAGAAGAUCGAGGAGGAGAACACUCUCGUUGUCAUCUGCGACCGUCGCGCAAACAAGCGCCAGGUGAGUCACAAAACAAAAACUUGACUGAAGAUGCCGGGAAGAAUAGCGAACGGCCAGUAGCAGGUGAUUGGAAGGAGUCGAAGAGACUAAGGCAGUUGCUGGAUCUGCAUCCUGCUGGUUCGCAAGAGUGUGGUGGUGUGCGCUCAGCGAAUUGAAUGAACAUCGUGCUGACUGGCCUCCUCGCCCGCAACGGAAUAGAUCAAGGCAGCCGUCAAAAAGCUGUACGACUGCGACGCGCAAAAGGUUAACACCUUGAUCCGUCCGGAUGGAAAGAAGAAGGCGUUCAUCCGUUUGACCGCAGACCAGGACGCUCUCGACAUGGCCAGUCGCGUUGGUUUGCUCUAA